This is a messenger RNA of Coturnix japonica (Japanese quail), 10260 nucleotides long. The record is from RefSeq and is a predicted model, not a curated record. NCBI's taxonomy places the organism in Eukaryota, Metazoa, Chordata, Aves, Galliformes, Phasianidae.
GGCGGGCGGCGGCGGCUCCAGGCCGGGUUUUGCGCGCCGCCCGCCCUCCUGUUAGAAAUAGGAAAAUUCAAUAAUCAAAGCAAAGGGGAGCGCGAGGAGGAAAAAUCCGGGAUCAGGGCAAGUUUGAUGGCGCAUGCGCGCUGCAGCCUCCAUCCCAAACACACACACAUUUCCCCCGACUUGGAAAGUCACCCAAAGCCGCCCCAAGUGCAGGGCAAAGAGACUUCCCCAAGUGAAGAGAAGCCAUCAAAUUCCUUGUCUUCACCUGAGACUGCCUCCAAAACAAAGACCCUGACUUCUCUCCUCACUUUGUACACUGGAAUGGACCUUGAAGCCUGUGACUUCUCAAUGCAAGGAUGAAGUGAAUUUAGAGCUAAAAACCAGGCAAGAAACCAGACCUUGAAAUCUCCGAAAGGUAGGAGAGACUUCAGACUGCAAUGGCUGAAAGAACUAUAUGCACUGACGCAACCUCAGGAAAACCCACAAUGGCUGCCAAGCGCAAAGGCGGCCUGAAGCUAAAUGCAAUCUGUGCCAAGCUGAGCCGCCAGGUUGUCUUCGACCACGGGGGAGCCGAGCAGGCGCGUGCGGACAAAGGGCCGCAGCGGGAGAGCAGCAACAAGGACCUGCCUCAGCCCGGGACCAAGGAGCCAGGGACUGAGUUUUCAGACGGACUCAGCCACGUGCAGAAGAUUGAGGAGGACAAGAGGAGGGAGGUGAUCGAGAAGUGGGUGAACGGGGAGUACGAGGAGCCUUUGCUGGGGCGGGCUGAGGGCAAGGAAUGUCGGGGCGCCGAGGGUGCAGAGGUGCCACCUGAAGGGGUCUACAUGGUGCAGCCCAAGGGCUGCAGCGACGAGGAGGACAACGGGGACGAGGCGGACGCGCUGAGGGGCUCACAAGAUGGCGCCUUCCUGGACGACAGGGAUUCUGACGGGGCGGCCUCCAAGGAUGACGCCUACCGGGCCUCCAGCGAGGCGGCCUCCAAGCUGGGAACCACCUCAGGGGAAGCUUCGUCGCUGCGAGAUUACGCCGCCACCACCAUGAAUGAAUUCCUGGGCAUGUUUGGCUACGAUGACCAGAACAUGCGGGAUGAGCUGGCCCGCAAGAUCAGCUUCGACAAGCUGAACGCUGCUACCUCAGAGGCCACCGCGGCUGCAGCCUCUCUCCCUGGCGAGGAUGCCAUGAGCAAACGAGCUCGGUUCUCCAAGUACGAGGAGUACAUCCGCAAGCUCAAGGCUGGAGAGCAGCUCUCCUGGCCCAUGCACUUGGCCAAAUCUGAGGAGCUGGGCUCCAAGCUGGGCAAAGAUGCUUCCUCGGUGCUGGCACAGCCCAUUCGGCUGCCAGGUCCGGAUGCCUCCAUGCUGACGGAGACCAAAGCCACCAUCCUGCCGCUGCCCUCUCCCAGCAGUUCCCAGAUGCAGGGCCUGAUGUCACGGGCCUCCAAAUAUGACUUCUUCAUUCAGAAGCUGAAGACGGGUGAGAGCAUCAGGCCACAGAACGGCAACACUUACAAGAAGGCCUCCAAGUAUGACCUAGAAAACGUCAAGUACUUGCACCUUUUCAAGCCUGGGGAAGGCAGCCCAGACAUGGGAGGAGCCAUCGCCUUCAAGACAGGCAAGGUGGGCCGGCCUUCCAAGUACGAUGUGAGGAACAUUCAGAAACUCACUCAGGUGAAAGCUCCGACACCCAGCCUGGCCCCUGCUCCUCUCGCCAGCACCCCCAGCAGCGCUCCCAUGGCUGGGCCCGAGCAGGCUGUCUCCUUGCCAUUCAACACUCCUGAGUACCUGAAGUCGACUUUCUCCAAGACAGACUCCAUCACAACUGGAACAGUCUCUACAGUGAAGAAUGGAUUACCCACUGACAAACCGACCGUCAGCGAAGAUGUAAAUAUUUACCAGAAGUAUAUUGCCAGGUUUUCUGGCAGCCAGCACUGUGGACACAUACACUGUGCAUACCAGUACCGAGAACAUUACCACUGCCUUGACCCAGAGUGCAACUACCAGAGAUUCACUAGUAAACAGGAUGUGAUUCGGCAUUACAACAUGCACAAGAAACGUGAUAAUUCCCUCCAGCACGGCUUCAUGCGCUUCAGCCCCUUGGAUGACUGCAGUGUGUACUAUCACGGCUGCCACCUGAAUGGGAAAAGCACACACUACCACUGCAUGCAGGUGGGCUGUAACAAGGUCUAUACGAGCACCUCGGACGUGAUGACCCAUGAGAAUUUUCACAAGAAGAACACGCAGCUCAUCAAUGACGGGUUUCAGCGGUUCCGCGCCACGGAGGACUGUGGCACUGUGGAAUGCCAGUUCUACGGGCAGAAAACCACUCAUUUUCACUGCAGGCGACCCGGGUGCACCUUCACCUUCAAGAACAAGUGUGACAUUGAGAAGCACAAGAGCUACCACAUCAAAGAUGAUGCCUAUGCCAAGGAUGGCUUCAAGAAGUUCUACAAGUAUGAGGAAUGCAAGUAUGAGGGCUGUGUCUACAGCAAGGCCACCAACCACUUCCACUGCAUAAGGGCAGGCUGUGGCUUCACCUUCACCUCCACCAGCCAGAUGACCUCCCACAAACGCAAGCAUGAGCGGCGGCACAUCCGCAGCUCAGGAGUGCUGGGCCUGCCUGCCUCUCUCCUGGGACCCAAGGAUAAUGAGCAAGAGGAGUCCAGUAAUGACGACCUUAUUGACUUCUCUGCAAUGAGCUCAAAGAACUCCAGCCUGAGUGCCUCCCCCACCAGUCAGCAGUCUUCCGUUUCUCUCAUAGUCCCAGCUGCACCCUCCUCCGGUGCUGAGCUUGCUUCCUCACAAGUCAGCAAGCCUGCCAACAGCAUGACACCAGCCACCAAGAUCUCCGGCCUGCUCUCCCAGGCUCUUCCCAGCAAUAUACCCUUGGCUCUGGCACUCUCCAACUCAGCACUUCCAGGAGCGGCUGGAUCCUUCUUCCCCAUCAUCCCCAGCCGGGUCUCCACUCCGCUCCCUGCCAGCUCCACUAACCUGAUGACUGCUGGUUCAUCUGGCGCCAAUCCGACAUCAUCUGCUCCCACAGAUUCCUCAUCCCAGGCCAUCUCAGCAUCUGGUGAGCCUUCAGCUACUUCUUCUCCAGCUCCAGUGGCAUCCAUAAUGGAAAGGAUCUCUGCUAGCAAGGGGUUAAUCUCCCCGAUGAUGGCCAGGCUGGCGGCGGCUGCACUCAAGCCCUCUGUGGCACUGGAAGCAGCAGGGAAUGGACAAGCAGCAGCUCCUGGGCGGUUCAACCCGGUCCAGGUGAAGCAGGAGCCAGCAGAGGCCAUGGGAUCAUCCUCUGCCACCGGGCAGGAGUCCCUGCAGGAGCACAGCUUGGACCUGAGCGUCAAGGACCACGGUAAUGAAUCAAAUGGCCACACAGUCUCGGCAAAUUCAUCUCUUUUAUCCUCGCUUAUGAAUAAGAUGUCCAAGACUAGUGCCAGCCUUGGCAACCUGCUGAACAUUAAGACAGAAGGAGAUGGCAGCCAGGCUGGGGCUGGGGAGCCAACACAGUACUUGGGCAAGGCAGUGAAGGCUCUUGUCCAGGAGAAGCUCUCUGAGCCGUGGAAGAUGUACCUGCGCCGGUUUGGUACCAAGGAUUUCUGCGAUGCGCAGUGCGACUUUCUGCAUAAGGUGCAUUUCCACUGUGUCGUGGAGGAAUGCGGUGCCCUCUUCAGCACUUUGGAUGGAGCCAUCAAGCACGCCAAUUUUCACUUCAGAACUGAGGGUGGGGCUGUGAAAAGUAACUCUGAGUCUCCCUUCUCAACUACUACUGACAGUAAGGCUUCACUGGGCCCUUCAUCACCAUCUGCUACGUCUGCCACCAUGGCGAGCGCUCCGGCCCUUGAUGUGCCCACCCCAAGCCCAGCAACUGUGCCCUCUGCCCCCACACUACUAGCUUGGAAGCAGCUGGCUUCAACCAUACCCCAAAUGCCUCAGAUCCCAGCAUCAGUGCCUAACCUGGCAACCUCACCCUUGGCUACGACUUCCCUGGAGAACGCCAAGCCUCAGGUCAAACCCGGAUUUCUCCAGUUCCAGGAGAACGAUCCCUGCCUGGCAACGGACUGCAAGUAUGCCAAUAAAUUCCACUUCCACUGUCUCUUUGGGAACUGCAAGUACGUGUGCAAAACCUCUGGCAAAGCAGAAUCCCACUGCCUGGACCACAUCAACCCCAACAAUAAUUUGGUGAACGUGCGAGACCAGUUUGCUUACUAUUCGCUGCAGUGUCUUUGUCCAAACCAGCACUGUGAAUUCAGGAUGAGAGGGCAUUACCACUGCCUUCGUCCUGGCUGCUACUUCGUGACUAACAUCACCACCAAGCUGCCCUGGCACGUGAAAAAACAUGAGAAGGCAGAGAGAAGGGCAGCCAACGGCUUCAAGUAUUUCACCAAGCGAGAAGAAUGUGGCAGAUUAGGUUGCAAAUACAACCAGGUGAACAGCCACUUCCACUGCAUUCGAGAAGGCUGCCAGUUCUCCUUCCUGCUGAAGCACCAAAUGACAUCCCAUGCCAGAAAGCACAUGAGAAGGAUGCUGGGGAAGAAUUUUGAUCGUGUUCCUACUCAGGUUAUUGGCCACACUCCAAGAAAUGAAAAUCUCCCCCAGGUUGGCAGCAUGGCACCCAGCCCAGCCUCAUCAGGAACCCCAGCUUCCUUUCAGGGACCCCCGAGCAUGAUGGACACUGAAACAGAUGAGUACAUGGAUUACACUGGCUGUAGCCCUGGGGGGAUCUCUUCUGAAUCUUCCAAUAUGGACCGCAGCUGCUCCAGCACUCCAGUGGGCAAUGAAAGUACAUCAGCAGGCUGCCUGGUUCCUUCUACUGCCACUGCUGCUGCCGAUGAUGCUACCCACAAUGCUCCACAACCUCAACCUCCACCUCUGCCUCCAUCUUUCUCACAAGCCCUGCUUAGGUCUCCCAUUCCCACCCUCCCCUAUCUUUUCUCUCCAUCUUGUCUCUCAUACUCUCUGCUCAGUGCCACUCUUGGAUCCAGCAGAGGCAUUGUCAUGCCUGCCGCCAGCACCACUGGGUUUUCGCCCAUCAUUGCCACUCCAACUCCAGUAAAAAGUGACGUUCCCUUAGUUCAGGAUGCAGCAGGGAAUACCAUCACUAUGCCAACUGCCUCGGGGGCCAAAAAGCGUUUCUGGAUUAUUGAGGACAUGUCCCCAUUUGGCAAGCGCCGCAAGACUGCAUCCUCACGCAAGAUGCUGGAUGAAGGGAUGAUGCUGGAGGGAUUUCGGCGCUAUGACCUCUACGAGGACUGCAAGGACUCCAGCUGCCAAUUCUCCCUCAAGGUUACCCACUACCACUGCACGCGGGAGAAUUGUGGCUAUAAGUUCUGCGGCCGUACCCACAUGUAUAAGCACGCCCAGCACCAUGACCGUGUCGACAACCUGGUAUUGGAUGAUUUCAAGCGCUUCAAGUCUUCACUGAGUUGCAACUUCCCAGACUGUCAGUUCUCUGGCAAUAGCACACACUUCCACUGUCUGCGUUGUGGCUUCCGCUGCACUGACAGCACUAAGGUGACAGCCCACCGUAAGCACCACGGCAAGCAGGAUGUCAUCAGUGCUGCCGGCUUCUGCCAGUUCAGCUCGAGCGUGGACUGCGAGGUGCCCGACUGCAAGUACAAACUCAAGUGCUCCCACUUCCACUGCACCUACCCUGGCUGCAAACACACGGUGGUGGGCAUGUCACAGAUGGACUCGCACAAGCGCAAACACGAGAAGCAGGAGCGAGGGGAGCUGCCCGCCAUCUCUCCUGGCCCUGAAGGGCUCGCCCACUCCUCUCUCGAGUACGAUAUCCAGAACUCUUCCAUCAACCUGGACAGUUCCCUCAACCUCAGCACGGACAACAACAGCUCCCUCUUCUUCCUGCAGAACGCGGCUGGCGUGGGCCUCAAUGACUCCCUGGACCUCAGCAAGAAGCAGUCGGAAGUGGCUGAAGGGCCCUCCCCGAGUAGAGCUGGGACCACCCCUCAGGAGCCGGGGGCAGCAGCGUCAGGCUCUGGGGAGGUGGAGGAUGAAGAUGACUCCUCCCAGGAGGAUGAAGAGGAUGAUGAGGAGGAGAUGAAUGAAGAAGAGGAGGAUGAUGAAGAGGAGGAUGAUGACGAUGAUGAUGAUGAGGAUGAUGAAGAGGAAGACCUGAACACGGAUUCUGAAGAAUCGCUGCCUGACCCUGAGGGCCUGGCCACUAAAGAUGAUGGGGAACCAGAGGAAGGUGCUUCUUCUUCCACAGACCACGGUGAUGCUUCCAGGCCGCAGGAUGAGGCAGCUCCUGCCCUUCCUCCAGCCUCAGCUCCUGCUCCAGCUCCCGCUGCUGCCGAAGACUCGACGGUUGCUCCAGCAGCUUCUCCUUAAUCCUAGAGACAACGGCAGCAGUGGUUUGGUUUUGCUUUUACACAGAAUUUCUUCGGGGACCCCACAUGAGGCAAGAACAAAGAUUGGGAUGGCAAAUGAAAUACAAACUCCGUGCCACACACACGCGAGAGAGAGAGAGGAAGGAAGGAAACCUAUACUCCACAGGCCCCAUAAGAGAGACAGGUUCGCAGCGGGACUGGUGCUGCAUCACUUCAUUCUGCAGAUCACAGAACACAGGGGCAGGAUGCAGCGGAAAAAUACCCUUUUAUAUGGACAUGAACCUCGAGGGUACCAGCUGCUUCUCCUUGUCUCCCAAAAGGUGCAUGGGGCCUGCGCCCAUCUGGGGACCCUUUGUUAUGGGUGGGGUUCUUUCCCCCCGUUUUUCUUUCUGGCUUUUAUUUUUCCAUGUUUUCAGUUGUACGAUAUUAAUAAUAAUCUCCACUUCUUGGAGGGGGGUGGGUGGGAACAACAGGUAAUGAAUUGUAGAAAUAUAUAUUUGUGUGUGUGUCUCUUCUAUAUAUAUAAUGUACACACACACACACAUAUAUAACAUGCAAGGAAUUGGUGUCACAAAGACAACUAGCUCAGCUUUUGCCAGUGGGAAGGAGGGGGCGAGGGGUGCUCUCUCUCUCCCCCAUCCUUCUCCCUCUCUCUCUCUUCUUUCUCCAGCAUUAAAUGGAUGGCAUCAGACAGCAGAGGGUGGGAGUGGGUAUUUAUUGUCACGCAAAUGAGGACGCAUUAAUGAAUGAGCAGGGGUGGGAAUGGGACACUCCUCUGUUCUUCCAGAUCCUUUUUACUAUUAAUGAUAAUAAUUUUGAAUGCUAUUUAUAUUGUAAAACUUUCUCUGUCUACAGCUGUAAGGCACCUCUCCCCAUCCCUGCUGUUCCGCCUGUAGGGAUUGAGCUGAAGUAACUGGGGAAGGGCACAGCGGGCAGUUAAAGGGUUUGUCACACUGGAGGACUGGGGUUCAACUCCCAUCCAGUUCCAUCUCAUCCCAACCCCAGGUGCUUUCCCUCUGUUGAGGGUGAGGCUUUUUUGUGGUGCUUCAGUAUCCCCAUCUCAGGAGGACUCGGUAGAGUCAGGAGGUUGUGAGCUGACACUGUGCAGCACAAGGAGCGCUGUGAUCGCAGGAGAGCGUCCCAGCCCUUAACACAGCCUUGAAAAUACAUGACAGGUAUGUCCCCACCCCAAGCCCUCCUCCCUGCCUCUCACUGGAGAUGGCCACAGCUUCCUGCACGGACUGAAAUGUAGCUCUGGUGACUUCCAGAAGAGGGUGAAGGCACCACUGAGGGAGAAGGCAGGCAGGCACUCAGGAUCCCAUGUGGGACGUCCCUCUCCUUUGCUAAGCACUGAGUGGGGACCGUUCUGCAGCACCCACAGAGCUAUUUGCCCAGCCUUGGUUCUCGCAGCCACAUGAGGCUGCUGCAACCUACACAGCACAGACAGAUGUGGGGAGAUGCCAGCAGAGGCCAGGAUGCAGUCCAGCUAAAAAAGUGAUGCGUUUCUGUGUCUGUGCUGAUACAUUUUGCCAAGCAGGGCUGAGAGCUCAGGACUUGGACAAGUAAAUGGAAUUUAGUAAGCUGGGACCUGUUGCCUCCAGAAACUUGGGCUUGCCCUGGUCACAAGCUCAUCUCCUCCCCGCUCUCUUUUCCUAGCUCAGGCUGGGAAUACACACUACAGGAGACUGCCCAGCACUCAGGCAGGUGAGGCAGUAGCUUUCUGACCCCAAAUCCUCACCAGAGUCUGAGAAAGUGGGUAUCUCUGCAUCCACACGGCUCCAGAAGGACAGAACAGAUGAAUUCUGGUCAUGGCUCUUCCAGUGCCAGUCUGUAACUACACCAGCCCAGCAAAAGGUUCCUUGGGUCCGAGCUGUGUCGCUUUUUCUCUUUAAGCCUGGUUGGUUUUUUUCCUAACAAACAUGCAGCCCCUCCUCAAGCACUUCAGCUCCAAGGGAUCCCCACAGGUUGUUUCUACCCUGAGCAGAUAAAGGCCUCAAGGAGUUUAGGCUGGGUUUUUUUAAUUAUUUCCCUUAGGACCUGAUGCAGAUCGGGUCUGCUUUAUAAACAAGCAGCGCGGCUGCGUUCAGUGGGGACAGGAGGUUCAGGUGAUGUUUCAUAAGGAAAGGCAAAAAAAAAAUAGACUAGUUCAGAAGUUGUACAGUAUUUUUUUUCUGUAAAGGUUCUUCUUAUACAUAGAACAAAAGAGAAACAACCGAUGCCAGGGGGACAAGGGGGGUCACCCGCCUUCUGUGAGGCCCGUAGAUACGGUUCAUUGUGUGCAAUUUUUUUUCCUUUUUUCUUAUUUUUUUUUCCUUAUUAUUAUUUUCAAUGUAGUGUUUGUUUGUAGGGGGAGGCAGGGAGGGGGGCCUGAACUCUGUGGUUUGAGGCUGACUUCACACUCCUAGCACUGACUGGAGCUGCACGAUUCCGAAUUUUAACUUGAAUUUUGUAGAGAUGAAACAAAUGAAAACAAAUGAAAUAUUGUUAUGACUAGUUUGUAGCUUAUUUAAUAUUUUGGAGUUACUUUUCCUCUAUCAGUUAUUUUGUGUGGCUUUUAUUUUUACAGGGUUUCAUUCUUUUGUUUGUUUUUGUUUUGUUGGCUGUAUCCCCUGCCCUCUGCUGUGUGUUUUCUAGCACAGACCAACUCCUGAACGUCACGGAGCUCCCGUUCCUGGGGCUGAGUGAGGGAACAAGGAGCUGGGAUUUCUAGGACUGGGAUGGGGCAAACACCUCUGCUUUAAUGGCAUUUGCUGCAGGUUCUGUACUUGUCUCUUCCCAUAUUCAUCCACUCACACUGUAAGGUGAUGGGCAGCAGGAGGACCCCUCAGCUGUAACACAGGCCCCAUCUUACAGACUUGAUGUUUUCACUUGGCACCCUGCAGACAUUGCUGAGUUCUGUGGGGUCAGCACGGAGCCCCUGCCCUCACACCCCAUCCUGUGAGCAGGGCUAGCAGGGCUGCUCACAGCAGCCAGGCGCUCCAUGGGGCACCUCAGCACCACUGAGGACAGAGUAUCUGUACCUCUAUCAGCCCAUCUCACCAAAUCACUGCAAGGCAGUGGAAUAAGGCUGAGGCACGGAGGAGAGGGGAAGCGAUCCCCUGGCAGCUGCACUCAGCAGCACUUUGCUGGGGCCUGAGCUGAUGUAGAGCUCUUCCUCACCUCCUCCUGUGUGGCUCAGCGUGCCAGAGGGGCCCAUGUUUAUCUAUGCACACCACCCUCCCCCUCAAGGCACCCAACUUCUCCCCAGUGUCUCAGCCUUUCUCCCAGUCCUUUAUCACGGCUCCUCCAGGCGCUGGCACAGGGAAUGCAGGUCCUUUCCCUAGAGGCUCACACUGGCCUCUGCCCCACGGCCCUGCCCAGCCCUGUACCUGCCCAGCUCUCACUACAUCCAUCUCUGCAGCAACAACCAGUCUAGAAAAUUAAGCCCGUCUUGUUUUCCUGCCAUGCUCAGGCUUUAACUCUUAAGCAAAGGCUUUGUGAGCUGGAGCAGAUUGAAGCCCACGCUUAAGUAAGUGCUUUCUUUGAACAAAGGCCCCAGCAGCACUGAGGUGCCCAUUGCAGCGAGGUGGGUCUUCGCUUCAAGCGAUCACAUCACCAGGGCCAGGAAUGCCAUGCUGUAAGUGCUUAAAGAGCAGAGAGAGAGAGAGAGAUUCAUCCAACACAGUGAGGAGGAGGGAGGGGAAACGGAACAGUUGUGUCCGAAACAAAACGGAAAACAAACAAAACGACCCUUGUUGGGAUGGACCCUCCUGGUUCUCCAUUCACUGCUGAGGAGCAAAAAACGAAAUCAAAACUAUUGAGUAGCUGGUCCUUUCUAGCCACAAACUCAACUGGAUUAAAGGCUGCGUGGAAGGAAUUUUGUAAAGAAAAAAAUUAAAAAAUAAUAAAAAAAAAAAAACAAGAAAAAACUUUUUUUU